UAAAAAAAAACUAGAAGCGAGACUGUAACAUACACUCGUUUUUUUUGGUUUGGAAACAAAACCCGAAAUCUCUGUCAUAUCAAUGUAAACCGAUAAAAAAAGCACAAACAUGAAAUUUGUCCAAUUGUAAAGUAAACCAAUUUAAUUUCUCUGUUUAAUAAUAUUGAUAUCGGUGUGUGCAAAAUGCAACGUUUUGCAAUCAAAAUUGAUAAGUCGGUGAAGGCACGACUAAAAAAUUUGUGUCGUUUAUGUGGAAUUGAUAAUCCAAAUCAAAUUGAUAUUCUCAAUGCAGCCGAAUGGAUUGACUUGACCAUUGACGGUGAGGUGACAUUAAGCCGAAAAAUUGCCGAUUGUGUUGGCAUACAGGUUAUGAAGAACGAUCGAAUGCCGCAACGUAUUUGUGCAUUGUGCGUAGAUAAAAUCAAUGAUUUCUAUGAAUUUCGAGAAAUGUGCGAGGCGACCAAUGUUCAAACACGAAAAUUACUCAACUUGCCCGAUCCAGCAAAAGCAAAGCCCCCGAAAAAGGUCACAAUCAAAACGGACGAUGAUGAAGCAGUUGAGAGCAUUUUUGGUAUUGUUGAUACGGAUGUUAAAACAAAAGCGGAACCAGUACAAAAAACCGCAAAGAAAUCGAAAAGAACAUCAGGUGCAGCAGCGACGACAACAAGUGAAAAUCGCUUCAAAGGGAUGACCAAACGUGAAAUAGAAAUAACAUUGGAACUUGAACGAAUCAAACAAGAGGAAGAAGAAGAAGAAAAGAAGAUUGCAACGGGUCGUACGAAAAACGGUAAGAAAAAGAAAACCAAGGCAUCAGCGACUGAUUUACUCGCACCCAAAGAACCAAAUCAACGUGAACGCAAACGAGAAAUUGAACAAAAGCGUAAAGAAAUGAAACGAAAGGCCGAAACAAAAACAAAACCGCCGAUUAACAAAAAGAAGAUAAAAAAGGAGCCGGGCAUAUCGUGUUUGGUAUGCGAAGAACGUUUUGAAAAAAAUUCAUUCCGUGAUGCACACAUGCUUGCAAGCCAUCGUCCAAUGACAUCCGAAUACGGUUGUUCCAGUUGUCUCGAACAAUUCAUCACCGUUGCCGAAUAUAACUCACAUCACGAAUGGCACUCAAUGUUCCAUGUUCCACAUAAAUGUGUGAUGUGCAGUGCAACAUUUGAAAAGCUUAUCACAUUUCAACGCCAUGUUUCGGCAUGCAUUCAUCCAUCGUAUGCAACGAUGACAGCAUUCUCAAAUAGUAUUAAUUGUGAAUUGUGUAACGAAGAAUUCGAAACACAAAAUUUAUAUGAUUGGCAUAAUUGUUUCAUUGGAUCGAAUUCACCAUGUCCAAAAUGUCAUCGAGUUUUUAUUAAGAAAAAUAUUUUAAUGAAGCAUUUUUUUAAAUGCACCGGACCCGGUCCUGUUCCAAUUGAAAUAGUUCCGAAAAAGGCUGGCCCCAAAUCAAAGAAACAAAAACCAUCAAAAACUGACACACAACCGCAAAAUAGUUUCAAAUUAGAACCGGAAACCAUAAUUGAAACAGCCGACGAUGCUUACGAUAAUGUUGACGAAGAUAUGGAUAAUAGUUAUAUGGACACACAUUUUGGAGAUAGUGACAACGAAUUUGAUGGACAGUAUAAUGACAGUAUUAUGACAACAUUACCGAUAAAUGAACAAGGACCAAGUACACCGAGCUGCUCGAAGGCGAGAAAAAGUACGACAUGCACAAGUUUGGGUUCGAACACACAAAUACGUACAAAUUUAAAUCAACCACUGCUUGAAUGUCGUGUUAAAUUGGAACCACUUGAUAUGAACGCCUUUAGUACAUCAUCCAUUUCAAUAAAUGAACCAACCAUAGAAGAAGAAGGCGAUAAACAGCAACCAUCUAAACUACCAACACCUUCACCACCGCCAUCACUGACUGUUCCGCCACUGGUGAUCUCACGGCCAAUGGUGCCUCCACUCACAAUUCGCAUUAAAAAAGAGGUGAUACGACCCGGUUACGGUGAUGAAUUCGAUGCAAAUUUGGCACGAAACAUAAAAGAGGAACGUGUUGAUGAAUCGUAUGAGUUGGCUAGUACUUCACGCGCAACGCACAAGAUUAGUCAAAAGAAAUCAAAACAUCGUGACAAAGAGAAGAAAUUAUAUAAAAAACCAGCAUUGUUGGCAAUUAAAAUAAAACAAGAACGAAUGGAACAAGAGGAAACUGACAAUUUCUAUCCGGAUUAUUCAAUGCCAACAAACGAUUUCAACGACACAAUGCCAACGAAUCAAUCAACAUUUGAAACAAAUCCAUUGCCAAUUAUCACACAAAUUCAUAGCGUACUUGAACCGCCAACAAUUAAUCCAUUGGCAUAUGCAGCACCACAACCAAAUCCAUUUGCAACCAUUUCAACAACAAAUAGCAUACCAUUUCGACCGAUUCGCAUUAAAUGCGAACCGAAGACACCACCGCCAAUUGAUGCUGGUGAUAAUUUUAUUGACACCCCCACACCGUUGACAAAUACAACAUCGCUUACCGAUUGCAUGAUACCCAUUCAAAAUAUUAAAAAAGAAAUCCACACUGAAAACGAACCGAAUGAAGAAGCCGCUGAUAAUAGUGUAUGUGAUAAUACAAAUACUUCAUUACAUGAAUUUGACAAUUUGAAUCUCCAAACGAAUAUAAUCGAUAAUGUAGCAGCUGUGACAAUCGAACAAGAAAAUCAAACGGAAAAUGUGACAGAGGCCGAAAACUGUUCUAUCCAAACUGUUGAUGCCAUUAACGAUUCCAAUGAAUUAACUUCAAAUGACCAUAAUGUUGAUUCAGAGACCAUUCAACCGGUUUCGAAUGAUACAAAUUUCACAACUAACGAACAAUUAUCUGAAUCAAUUGACGAGACAAACUCAAUGCAACCGCCAAAUGAGAUUGAAAACCAAUUGGCAGCGGAUCCCAAUCAAAUAUUAGCUCAAACGGAUCCACAAAUUCAAGAUAAAAUUUCGUCUCCAAUGGAACAAAUUCACCCACAAAUUGAAAACUCCGAAAAUGAGUCGGGUCAAUUUCAAUCUUUACACGAAAUUGUACCGCCGUCAAAUCCUUGCGAAACGGUAUCCCCGUUAAAUGAAGUUCCUGCAAAUCAUAGCAAUGAUGUCACAAAUAAUGAAAUUUAUGAAAAUGAAAUCGCCGAACUAGAAAAUGUUGUGGCAAACGAAAGUGAUUAUGCAAAUAUCCACGACACAUGCCAACAAUCGACCGAUAUAAUUGAAGUGAAUGCAGAACUUGAAAGCAUUUCGAAUGCCAAAACGAAUGAUGACGAGAAUGUCAUAAAACUAAUUGGCAACGACGAUAACUUGGACGUGGUUGUUAACAACGAAAAUAUCUCACCAAUUGAUUUCAAUGACAACGAUGACAGUUUGAAUUUUAUCGAACAAUUGGUGCACGAGGAAGCCAGUAAAAUAAUUCCACAAAUUGAUGAUAUAACUGAAAAUAUUCCAGUUGAUUCGUCCAACAUGCAGUUCGAUGCCUGCCAGUUUGUUGGUGGUUCAUCUCAGCUUGUCACCGAUAAUGCUGACACUUUGGCUGCAAUUGAUGAUGAAACGAAUGCUGAUGAAUCGAUUAUCAAUUCUACAACCAAUGAUACUUUUGUCACUCUAACCGAUAUACCAGAUGGUUUGGUGGCCACACCUGAAAUUGAUUACAACGAUUUUUUGCCCGAAAUUGCCGCCACACAAUCUGAUUCGACCAAAGGCGAUGUAGCCACUUCAAUGCAGCCCAUCAAUGAAUCUGAACCAACAACUGCAAAUGCUGAAUUACCAAUUUAAAUGAACAAACCACACAUCAAAAAUGAAAGCCUACAUUUUCAAAGCUACAAAAUGACUUAAAUUUCAUCCUCUAGGAAUACACAUUUUAUAAAUAUAAAGAAAAUCAACACAGUUGACAUAAAUAAAACAUAAUAUACGGAUGAUUUAAAA
Molecule: messenger RNA, 3933 nt
Organism: Contarinia nasturtii (swede midge)
Lineage: Eukaryota; Metazoa; Arthropoda; Insecta; Diptera; Cecidomyiidae
Exons: 4
Coding region: 184-3783 (1199 amino acids)
Cellular component (GO): nucleus
Molecular function (GO): zinc ion binding
Source: RefSeq, a predicted model, not a curated record